Messenger RNA from Fusarium odoratissimum NRRL 54006, 2247 nucleotides. RefSeq lists its product as uncharacterized. NCBI's taxonomy places the organism in Eukaryota, Fungi, Ascomycota, Sordariomycetes, Hypocreales, Nectriaceae. Bases 1227 to 1601 code for a protein of 124 amino acids. The record is from RefSeq and is a predicted model, not a curated record. The transcript is spliced from 3 exons. Gene Ontology annotation, cellular component: mitochondrion.
CAUAUUUGGGGUUACCAAUUGCAACGAUAAUUCGACACAAAGUCCGUGUUUGCUUGUAUCUACAGCCUUUCUCAUCGAAGUCCAGGCUCGUGCGCCCGCGAAGCCUCGACUCUCUUAGAGGUUGUUUGUCGACUGAGUAUCACAUAAUCGGGUAUCACCACCUUUCCUCCUCGUAGUUUUCGCUCCCUCGGUGAGUAAUCAUCUUUCGAGAACCCUAGCUUCUCGUAGAACUUGAGGGCAGAUUUGUUGCUGACAAAACACGUGAGCAUGGCCUUUUCAACUGAAGGUAUGUUCUCCGCGACGUCCGUGAAGUAGCCCAUAAGCUUCUUGCCGAGACCUGUCCUUUAUUGGAUGUCAGCUAGCUCAACGGCCAUCCGUGUUCUAUAUGUGGUACACUCCUGCAUGAUAGACGAAUCCCCGUUGAAAUGCGGAUGGUAUCAGGAACGGUCAUCUUGGCUGACUCACCCUUGUAGCUCUGGCUUCAGAUGUAUCUCAUAGCAGUAAACGACCGGCUCAUGGUUCUCGAAUGUUGGCAUUAAAGAUGUAAAGCCUUUUAUGUGGUCCUUGCUGUCUUUCACAAGGAUGUAACGAAGAUCUGGAGACCGCAUCUCCUUCUUCUUAGUGGCCGGAUGCCAGCCGAGAGAUGAAGUGCGAUAAUCUUCGCCGCUUGUUUCUUCUACCAAGUUAUAACAUGCCUCCAGGUCUCCAUCGCUCAUGCAAGUAGGGCGUAUGAGGCUCAUGGUAUAGGCUGCUUCAUUUUGUGGGUGUUUCCAUUCUGACCAACCCUCACUACUAGAUGCAACGCUUGUUAUAACUAGAUUUGUCUGACAGUUAAUAAACGUAAACUAACCUUGGCUUCACAUAUUGUGUAAGAAACUCAUCGUCUUCGAUCUUAUUGGCCGUCUCAAUUGGGUUUUCUGGUCGUUGCCGUCUUCUUCCAACCAAUCUCCUUGGUUCUUUUGUGCCAUUUGUAUCUGUCAUAGUUUUGAUGUGAGGUCUUGAUGCAAAUAGACAAUAUUGAUGAAGAAGAAAGGAUGAAGAUAUCGAAAUGGUAAACCUCCAACGAGAAUGGGAUGAUGAACCGGAAAGACCAGACCCUCUAGAUAGCCGAGGUUCGUCCGACAUGAUGAGAAAGCAACGUUUGAAGCUUUUUAUCAUCAAUAUCUCAACUUCAAAGGAAUGUCAAAAUUCACUAUUCCUCAUUUAACGAGGUAGAAGUUGGCGGAAUGGCCCUCAGCAUUCGUUUGCUGACAUUUAGACGUGGCUAUGCCACCCGACCAGGCGGUUCUCGUCUCAAGCCAACAUUAAGUCUCGACCAGUUCAUUCAAAGAGGUCGAGUUUUGGCUUUCUACCGCACUAUUCUCCGCGGGACAAAAAAGAUCGCUGAUCCUACAACAAGAGCUGAGUCUCGAAAAUACGCCCGGGACGAAUUUGAACGGCGUCGCAACGUAACAGACGCUGUAUGUUUCCCUCACUCGCUUCUCGACCCAAUUACUGACUGUUCUCUCCAAGUCACACGUUCGGUAUCUCCUCUCAAUUGGAAAGACGGAAUGGGAAGGCAUGGAGAGGUAUAUCGAUGGUAUGUAGCGCAGCAUUUGUAAAUGUAGAUGUAGUUGUACAUGACGAACAGUUCCAGUCCCAGCGCUGUCGUCUUUUUCUCAAGUUCCAGAGAAUGUUUAUUCAAGGCUUCUCGCUGAAAGAAUCGCCCAGUGUUUCGUUCGUUCUAUCACGCACAAUGCUUCCCGUCGCCCUGUCUAGCAAUGUCCGAUUCGCAGUUCGUUCACACAUAUCGUACAUAUCCUCCCGUAUCUCGUCAUUUGGAAUUAACCUUGUCGUUGCUUGUGUCGAGGGUUCGCCUUGCAGAUGAUAUACAAGUAUCCGUUAUGUCGCUUGCCGGCUUUCCGUCGGACAACCUAUCGAGUAUCAGUUCUGCCCGGCUCUAGUCCUUGACCUGAAGCCGAGUUUCUGGCUGCCCUCUCUUACCUUGCAGUGCUCGCAUCGCUUCUUUACCGAACUGUGAACCUUCAUGCCGCGAGUCUGUUGCAUCAAACCGUUUCCGAGUGCUCGAGAGAUGGGCGUGGUUGAGGGGCUGGCAAAGAGCGACCAGUUGGCGCGAGCCGCAAAAGCGCCCAUGGCAUUGUUUGGGGUCAAUGAUCUCACUGAUAGCGAGAAGGCGCGAAGAAAUGAAGCCAUCGUGGUUGAUUCUGAGGCGGACGACUCUGGCCAGAGAAAGGUUCUAUCCUUGAA